AUGACAGUGCUGCCCUCUAGCUGCUCCUGCAAGCUGCAGCUGAUGAGUGCCUCCAGGAGAACCCUCUUUAUUGAGAUGAUGUUUGGGGUGCAGCAAGGCAACUCGGACAUCUUCGUGAGCAGCCAAACUACAGAGGCGAUCUCAACCCCAAGCACAACGUGGCUAGAGAGCUAUGCUGUGGCAGAGGUGAAGUUCUUCCGGCAUAUGGCCAGGCAGGUCCCGCACAACAGCUUCCACCUCAAAUGCCCGCAGUUCUGUGCCCGCAUCCAGGUGGGCACAAGCUUUUCCACCUAUACCUUCAAGACAGUUGUGAUGCACCUCCUGAGCACCCUACCCCCCUCAGGCUGGCGCAGGAGGGAUUUCCUGCCACGGCUGGAGGAUAUCAUGGGGUACCUGUACUCCUGCCUGCAGGAGAAACACCUCAACCACUUCUUCUUUGGCAAUGAGAACGUGCCCGAGGAGAUAAGCUUGCCCCCCGCCUUCCAAACGGCCGAGCCACUCAACCUCUUCCAUCACCUGGCGCAGGAUCCGGCUGCCUAUGCCAAGGCACUGCACGAGUUUGAUGAGCUGCAAGCUCGGCUCACAAGACUGCUGUUCUACGGCCAAUGA
Molecule: messenger RNA, 609 nt
Organism: Cariama cristata (Red-legged seriema)
Lineage: Eukaryota; Metazoa; Chordata; Aves; Cariamiformes; Cariamidae
Product: inositol 1,4,5-trisphosphate receptor-interacting protein-like 1
Exons: 1
Cellular component (GO): membrane
Source: RefSeq, a predicted model, not a curated record